Molecule: messenger RNA, 1428 nt
Organism: Mytilinidion resinicola
Lineage: Eukaryota; Fungi; Ascomycota; Dothideomycetes; Mytilinidiales; Mytilinidiaceae
Product: Annexin
Exons: 7
Coding region: 1-1428 (475 amino acids)
Cellular component (GO): cytoplasm
Molecular function (GO): calcium-dependent phospholipid binding; calcium ion binding
Source: RefSeq, a predicted model, not a curated record
AUGUCUGGCUAUCCACAGUACCCUCCUCAGGGCCACUCGCCGCAGCCGCCCUACGGUCAACCGCCUCAACACCCUCAAGGAUCACCUUAUCCUCCUCAGCAGCAAGGCUACGGGCCCCCGCCUCCCCAGGGUCAAUAUGGAGCACCGCCGCCACAAGGAUAUCCUCCGCCAGGCCAGUACCCAGGUUCACCGGCGCCGGGUUACCCUCCGCAGCAACAGCAGUAUCCGCCGCCGCAACAAUAUGGACAGCCUCCUCCAGGCCAAUACGGGGCACCUCCGCCCCAACAAUACGGACAGCCCCCUGCGGGCCAGUAUGGAGCGCCACCGCAACAGUAUGGGGCGCCGCCACCACAACCGUAUGGCCAGCAAUACCCUCCUCAAGGACCCCCUGGUGCUUAUGGAGCGCCGCCACCCGGUCAGUAUGGACAGCCUGCCUAUGGAGCUCAAGCCCCGUAUGCUGUCCCGACGCCUCCAACUUUUGGAUACGCACCCAGCCAAUUGCCCCAAGUUCCUUCCGAUGCCGAGGUCACGGCUAUCGAGAAAGCUAUGAAGGGUUUCGGAACCAAUGAGAAGGAGCUCAUCCGCGUCCUCUCAAAACCAGACCCAGCCAAAAUGAAUAGUAUUCGCUUGCAAUACAGUGCCAAGUAUAAGAAGGAUCUAGUCACAGAGAUCAGGAAGGAAGUGUCAGGUUACUUCGAGCAAGGGCUUGUGGCCCUUGUUUGGGGUCCGCUAACUCACGAUGCCAACAUGCUGUACUCAGCGAUGAAGGGUUUGGGAACGAAGGAAACAGUACUUGAUGACGUCCUUCUUUGCAGAAGUAACGCCGACAUCAAAGCCAUCAAAGCCGAGUAUCAAACACUCUUCCACAGGACUCUCGAAGCCGACCUCAGGGGCGAUCUCUCAGGCGCCACCGAGCAAAUGUACAUGAUGGUUGUCGCAGCGACCCGCAACGAAGACUCGGUCCCCGUGAUCCCGCAAGAGAUUGACCGAGACAUCGCCGAGCUCCAGCGCUCCCUCGGCAGCACGGUUAACAAGGACCCUGUCCAGUUUUGCCAUAUAUUGACAAACCGAAACGACAACCAGCUCCGCGCUAUCGCCCAGGGCUACCAUAAGAAAUAUCAGAAGACGCUUGAUAGUAUGAUUAAAAGCCGUUUCAGUGGCCACAUGGAGGACGCGCUCUGUCUCAUCAUUGCCCGCAGUCUCGACCGUGCAGCUAGCGAUGCGGCGCAACUAGAGGCUACGAUGGCUGGUAUGGGCACUAAGGACAAGCUUUUGAUCGACCGUGUUGUUCGCAUUCACUGGAAUCGGCAGUAUAUGAACCAGGUCGAGGCUGCAUUCCAGGCGAAGUACAAGAAGACGCUUAUCAACCGGAUCAAGGGCGAGACGAGAGGUGACCAGGAGAGGCUACUUGUUGCUUGUGUCGAGUAG